AUGGAUCAAAUUUUAUGUCAGGAUUGUUUCAACAAGAUCUUUAUCAGCUCGGUGAAAAAUAUGAUGCGGACUUACUGUCUCGUAAACGAGAAGGAAUGGGAUGAAGGAGUUAAUUUAUUAUUAUUUGCUGUCCGAACACCAGCUUAUGAUACAGUGCGACCCCUUGCAUACAAAGAUGCAUCAGUUUUCCUUCUGUGUUUUUCUAUUGGUGAUCCAGGAUCUCUGAGUAAUACCACUUCCAGAUGGAACCCAGAAAUUCGCUAUCACUGUGCUGAGGUACCCGUGAUACUUUGCGGUUGCCAGAGUGACUUACGGAGUGAUAUGGGCAUUGCUUCAGCUUUAGCAAAGGAUAAACAGCAUCCAGUCACUUCAGAGCAGGCUUUGGUAGUGUCCCGACAAGUUGGAGCUGCUACAUAUGUUGAAACAUCUUCAAAGCAAACUGGUAGAAGUUCACAAGAUGCCUUCGAGGUGGCAGCACUGGCAGCCUUAGGGAAACUUAAUAAAACUCAUUCGACCAACCCUCGUCCGUCUGCGAACUAUAAGUCUAAAAUAGAUAUAAAAGAAGAAUUUCAUGACCGGGGUAAAAACUGUGUAGCUAUGUAAGUCAAAGAAAAUAUAUAUUAACUGUGUCGAAAUUUCAAGAAAAUCCGUAAGCUGUGUGGCAAUCUAAUAAAAAAAAUAAGGCAUCAAUCUGUGAAUGGUUUGUGAUUUGACCAGAAGCGAACCUUAUACAAAACAGGGCAAACGUUUUUUGCAUAGUUGACUUUCAAAUAUAAAAGAUAAAAAGGUUUCUUAGCCUCUAAACACGUUUAAAUUCAAAGAGAAGACUGAAAAUAAACUGAUUUUAAUAUUGUAAAUAUAUUUUAAUUCAAUUUCUUAUCCGGUGGGUCAACGGUAAAUUUACAGGCUUACAAUGUAGAAAUCCUGGGUUCGAUACCAUGCUGUGGACAGAGUGCAAAUAACUCGUUGUGUAACUUUGCACUAAGAAAAAAUAAAGAACAAUCCUUGGAAUUCUCAUUAUACGCAUUUGCAUCACAUACAUUGUGAUAGUGGAAAAAAUUAUAAUUUCACUUGAUGUUUGUCAAACGUCAUAUGAAUAUAUUUUUGACAGGCAUGUAUUCUAUUAUUAUGUUUUUUCUAGGAUUUACAAAGAAUAUCUAACUGAUUUGUACUUCUUGGAAAAGAGUUACGAGUUAUUUUGACUGUUAUUCUGUAUGGAACUGAAGUUCAAAAUCUCGUGUAUCACCAUUACAACUUGAUAUAUUUAGUUUAUAUAAAAGCUAUCUCUGCCCUCUGUACAACAGAAUUUAAAACGAUCGACAACUUUAUGCGUAUAGUUUUGUUGAUGUUCCUCUUUAUUUGAGCAGAUUGUUAAUCUUAUAUACAUACAUACAUAUAUAUGUGACACACACGCGUGUUUCGAUUCUAUUGAACCUGGAUGUUUGUUUUACAAACACGCUUUCUGUUGUUGUUUUUUAUUUAAGUAUGAGCUCGUUUUGGAAAACUGUAAAUAUUUUGGGGUUCUUAUAAUUGCAAAUUGCUUUCUGGUUGUUAUAGAACACACCUUGUUUUAGUUUUAAUAUUCGUCUAACAAAAGACAUCAUGAAUUGAUUAA
Molecule: messenger RNA, 1615 nt
Organism: Limulus polyphemus (Atlantic horseshoe crab)
Lineage: Eukaryota; Metazoa; Arthropoda; Merostomata; Xiphosura; Limulidae
Product: ras-like GTP-binding protein rhoA
Exons: 4
Coding region: 1-603 (200 amino acids)
Biological process (GO): small GTPase-mediated signal transduction
Molecular function (GO): GTPase activity; GTP binding
Source: RefSeq, a predicted model, not a curated record